UCUGAAACUCACCAAUGCCAUGUCAUCAAGACGACCUAUAUAGUUGGGGAAAAGAAUAAGCCCGAUCCUGGAAUGGUUCUUGAUGGUUCCAAUUUGCAGAUAUGUGUGAGUGCGAAAUGCAAACCCCUUACGGAAGUGUCGAAAACUGUUUCGAAGUGUAAUGAUCACUGCCAUUACAGAGGAGUUUGUAAUAAUGUUGGAAAUUGCCACUGUAAGAAUGGUUUUGGCGGAGUCGCUUGCGAAAUUCCAGGGUUUGGUGGUUCUGUGAACAGUAAUCCUUCCAAUACCAGUAGAGGAAUAACUCCCUCUACUGUGCUACUGAUUCUCUUAGCCAUCUCGACAAUCGUUUUGAUAGUGGUCUGCUUCUUUUACUGGUUCAAGAAGAAGAGAAACCUUCCUAAAGAGUUUUGGGAAUACAUGAGGAAAACGUUGAAUUUGCAUGGCGUAUUAGUGCCAGUUCGCAAAGCUCCACCGCCUCCUAGACGGCAUAUGAAAAGGUAA
Molecule: messenger RNA, 501 nt
Organism: Cylicostephanus goldi
Lineage: Eukaryota; Metazoa; Nematoda; Chromadorea; Rhabditida; Strongylidae
Source: the annotation of a GenBank genome assembly